Messenger RNA from Cherax quadricarinatus, 2905 nucleotides. RefSeq names its product Puff-specific protein Bx42 (gene Bx42). The record is from RefSeq and is a predicted model, not a curated record. Gene Ontology annotation, biological process: mRNA splicing, via spliceosome. Gene Ontology annotation, cellular component: spliceosomal complex. NCBI's taxonomy places the organism in Eukaryota, Metazoa, Arthropoda, Malacostraca, Decapoda, Parastacidae.
AUAUAUAAAUACAUAACAUAAAUAUUAAAAAAAAAUAGCAUUUUUUUUUAAUUUUGGUUGAAAUGGUUGGUGUUGUACACAGCCAGUGUCAACAAAGAUGGUGUCUCUGGCGGACAUUUUGCCACCUGUGAGUGCACCAGUAUGGGAUCGUGAGAGUGACGAGCGCCGCAGACGUCACCAGCAUGCCCAGCAGCAACAGCAACAGGCCUUGGUUACUGCAUCUCGAGCAGCACCACCUUAUGGUCACAGAAAAGGAUGGAUACCGCGUUCUCAAGAAGACUUUGGAGAUGGUGGAGCAUUUCCCGAGUGUCACAUAGCCCAGUAUCCACUUGGAAUGGGCAAAGGUGGAGGAGACACUGGUGGUGGAGGGUCAGUAUCUAAUGCUCUGGCAGUUCAGUUAGAUGACAAAGGCAAAGUCAAAUACGAUGUAUUAGCAAGACAAGGACAUUCUAAAGAUAAGAUUGUAUACUCCAAACUCACGGAUCUGUUACCUUCGGCCAUCACUUCAGAGGAUGACCCGGAGCUCCAGCGACCAACAAUUGAGGAGAUAGAAGACACAACAGAGAAAACUAGACAAGCACUCGAGAAACUUACACAGGGUAAAAUAUCAUCAGCCAUGCCUGUAAGAUGUGCAGAAAAGCAAGCACCUGCACAGUAUAUACGCUACACACCAUCACAACAAGGGGUGUCAUUCAAUUCAGGAGCAACUCAACGAGUGAUCCGAAUGGUUGAGCAGCCCAAAGAUCCAAUGGAACCUCCCAAAUUUAAGAUUAAUAAAAAAGUUCCUCGCGGGCCUCCCUCUCCUCCAGCUCCAGUGAUGCAUUCACCAACACGCAAGGUGACAGUGAAAGAGCAGCAAGAAUGGAGAAUACCACCAUGUGUUAGCAACUGGAAAAAUGCCAAGGGAUACACAAUUCCACUUGACAAACGGCUAGCAGCAGAUGGACGAGGUCUUCAGUCAGUUCACAUUAAUGAGAAGUUCGCUAAGUUAGCAGAAGCUCUCUACAUUGCUGACAGAAAGGCCCGAGAACAGGUUGAAAUGCGUGCACAAAUUGAAAAGAAACUGGCUCAGAAGGAGAAGUUUAGAAAGGAAGAGUCACUCAAGGUUUUGGCCAAGAAGGCAAGAGAAGAACAUGCAGGGCUUCGUCCAGUCACUUCAGGGCCCACAGAUGAAGCAGAAAAAGAGAGAGAGAAGCUCCGUCAGGAUCGUGCUCGGGAGCGUAAACGUGAAACGGGAGUUGCAAAUGCAGCUGCAGAUAAACGUGGUAAACUGGCCACUCGGGAGCGUGAUGUUACAGAACAGAUAGCCUUAGGCUUGCCUCAAAACACAUCUGGGGGCAGUGAAGCUCAAUUUGAUCAGCGCCUCUUCAAUCAGUCACGAGGCAUGGAUACAGGCUUUGGUGAUGAUGAAGCAUAUAAUGUUUAUGAUGCUCCAUGGCGUGACACAGGAAAUAUUGGUUCCAAUAUCUACCGACCUACUAGAGCAGCUGAAAAUGAUUAUGGUUCAGGAAUAGAGCACCUCAUGUCCACCAAUCGCUUUGUCCCAGACCGUGGAUUCUCUGGUGCAGAUUCUGGUGCAAGCAGAUCUGGUCCAGUUGAAUUCCAGCCAUCAGGAGCUGGAGAUGAGAAGGAUGAAGAUGACUUGUUCGGUGUCAUUGGUUUGCUCUCAGAAGCCAAAAAAGCUAGUAAAAGAAGUUCAAAUACUGAGGAUCGUGGACGAGAUGACCGUGAUAAGAGGAGGAAGAGAGAUUGAGGUUAAAUAUCAUAUUUGGUGUAUAGGAAUUCCAUCAUGGUUGUGGCAGUUUUGAUGAUGGUUCAGCUUUUACAUGAACUAUUGCAAGUGCUAUAUAUUUUUUUAAUAAAAUGACAAAUUAUAUUAGUUCUUAAUGUUUUUAGAAGACUUAGGUUACCAUCCAGCAAAACUGUGCCCUGAUUGACAGUAAAAAAUAUACAUUGCAUUAUGAGCUCAUGUAACCCAUGUGGUUUUGUGCUUUUUUUUUUUUAUAGUAAUAAUGAGCUCAUAUAAAAUAUUGACCAGUAAAUUAUUUUGGAGUGUCAGCAUAACAUGGUGUAAAGUACUUGUAUAAUAUUGUGUUGGAAAGUUACUUUUAUGGAGGGGAAAAAAUGUAUAUAAAAACAUUUAAGAAUUACUUUAGUGAAUCACCAAUAAAUAAUGGCAUAAUAAAUGACAUUUAGUCUUUUAGUACAGAUAAUCAGUUUUCUGUACUAAUUAACAGUGGUCUUGCUUAAAAAAGUAUUCAGAUGUACACUUAUCAGGCAAGUACUUAUAUAUUUUGUUUGUUUAUUGGAGUGGCCUAUUAAGUUGAGCUUUAAAAUUUAAAGAUUAUCAUAUUUGAAAAGCUAAAGAUGUUUGGCAGUUGUCAUAUGCUAUAUAAAAACCUAGCCUACUAGGAGGAGUUUUUGAUACCUUUUAAUUUACUGUAUAGACAUUUAUGAACUUAGAGAAAAUCUUGGAUGUGCAUAUCAGUACUUAGACCGAGAGAUGCAUCUGCAUGCUUGUGGAAGAGAACCAUAUAUUCUUCAUACCUCUGAGAAUAAAUGGAUUGUAUGGCUGGCAAAUGCAAAUUUUUAUAUUGACACCUUGUGAAUGAAAUACUGUUUUACUGACUGGCUAGUAAAGUUUAUAUGAACUUUUUUUUUAUCAGAAUUAAUACAAAAUAAUUGUAUUCAUACUGAGAAGUUUUUGUAAAUGUUAAACUGAUGUACAAAUGUUAGCCUAUACAAAUUUUGCUUUUAUUGUCCUUUACUGACUGAAUCUUAGAACAAAUUCUCUUAGCCUGUGACAGUGACCACAGUGUACCACAAUGAAAAAUAAACAGGUACAAUACUGUGAUUGGAAUAAUACACAACCCACACACAUGAAGAAUAAAUAGGCACAAUCCUG